Hyla sarda is the source of this 2406-nucleotide messenger RNA. Its product is annotated as oocyte zinc finger protein XlCOF6.1-like. Gene Ontology annotation, biological process: negative regulation of transcription by RNA polymerase II; regulation of cytokine production; regulation of immune system process. Lineage: Eukaryota; Metazoa; Chordata; Amphibia; Anura; Hylidae. The record is from RefSeq and is a predicted model, not a curated record.
UAUAAGAGGGUGGCUUGCACAGGCUGUAGAUAGAGAGGAGAGCAUGCAUGGAGGCCCACUCACACAGGCUGUAAAGCGGGUGGAAAGCAUACAUAAAGGAUGGAGGGUGGCUCACACAGGCUGUAGAUAGAGAAAGAGAGAAUACAUGAAGGGCAGCUCACACAGGCUGUAGAUAGGAGGAGCCCAUACAUGGAGGGAGGCUCACACAGGCUGUAGAUAGGGGAAAAAGGCAUACUUGGUGGGAGGCUCACACAGGUUGUAAAUAGGGAGGAGAGCAUACAUAGAUGGCAGUGCUCAUAGGCUGUAGGUAUGGAGGAGAGCAUACAUGGAGGACAGCGAACAUAGGCUAUAAAUAGGAGAGUAUAUAUAGAUGGCAGCUCACACAGGUUGUAGAUAGGGUGGAGAGCAGAAAUGGAGGGCAACUCAUACAGGCUGCAGAUAGGGAGGAGAGCAAAUACAAGGCAGUCUGUACGGUAGAAUCAUAAAGGCUGUGUACAAGUGUAGAGAGAACAUAGAGCAUCCACAGCAAAUUGGAGAAGCUGUAGAAAAUAAACAAAGUAAGAAUUUUUUAAAGGUUAAACCAAGGUAAUUUCCUAUUUUAGGGUGACGAUCAGAUUCAUAGUAAAGUAGACAUUAUAGAGGAUGAGGAGACUGACAUGAUGACUGAAAUUAAGAAGGAGGAAAAAAAUGCACAUAUCAGAUCAGAUGGAUCCAGGAAGAGGAACCCACCAGAGAGAAGUCCGGAUUCCCAGGACUGUCCGGGGGGAGAUCACAACUUCUCACAAGAUCCUCAGACUCAGAACUGUGGACAACAGUAAAAGAAAACCGUCUGAACUACAGAACUUCCUGCCCAACAAACAGGAUGAAGAUCUAAUGGAUUUAAAUGUAAAGGUGAUUGAAGAUGAGGAGGAGGCAUCCCUGUGGGACUAUAGACCGUAUACUGAAGAGGACGCCCCCGCGGGUCACAGCGCAGAAUGUAGCAGUGAAGGUGCGGACAUGACGCAGGAUUCCCUGGGAGAUCUCCCCAUCACCUCAGCUGUGUCCCAGCUCUUCCCAUUCAGCACAGACCUGGCAUCUUAUGUGGAUCCAUUUUCAGAUAAACCGUAUCUUGGGCCCCAUAACUCAGAGCAAAGUCCGGGGGAACUAUAUUCCUGCCCUGAAUGUGAGAAAUGUUUUAUGUUUAAGUCCAAGCUUCAUAUUCACAUGAAGACACACAGGAAGAAGAAGUUCUUGUGCUCUGAGUGUGGGAUUUAUUUCUCUCUAAAAUCGGCUCUUGAUCAACAUCAGAAAAUCCAUACAGAAGAGAAAGGGUCUGGUAUAGUCCAGCAUCCGGACAGUCACAUGGCAGAGACAUUGUUCCACUGUUCAGACUGCGGAGAACGCUUUGCAGACAGAUUUCUUUUGCUGAACCACCAGAGAAACCACAUGGGGUUGAAGACUUUUCAAUGUUCUGAGUGUGGGAAAUAUUUUUCAUUAAAGUCUGCUCUUGUGCGACAUCAGCGAAUUCACACAGGGGAGAAACCAUUCCCAUGUCACGAAUGUUGGAAAUUUUUUUCUGUGAAAUCUAAUCUUGUAAAACACCUGCGGAUCCACACAGGGGAGAAGCCGUAUCUGUGCUCAGAGUGUGGGAAGAGGUUCACGCAAAAGCCACAUUUUAUUAAGCACCAACGAACUCACACAGGAGAGAAGCCAUAUCCAUGUUCUGACUGCGGGAAAUGUUUUAGCCAGAAACCUCACCUUGAAAAACAUAAAAGGAGUCACACAGGGGAGCGGCCCUUCAUAUGUUCUGACUGUGGGAGAUGUUUUAGCGGUAAACAAAUUCUCCUUAAACAUCAGAAAGUUCAUAUGAGUUGAGGGUCAGAUCCUCCCUCCAUGGUGGCUCCACUCUAUCUGCCUGAGCUUUGUAGUGCCACUGGCGCCACUAUAUGAAGAUUAUGUGUGGAGUAGCCAGGGCCAUGAUGCCUGGGGUCAGAGUUUGGGGGGAUUCACAUAAUACAGCUGCAUUUCAGCAUCUGUUGCAGCACAAGACUCAGGAUCCUCUCGAUUUCUACUAAACAUUUAUCACGUGAACUUUAUAUGGGGCCCAUAUCCUGUGGGAAGAUCCAGUCCUGCUCUGUAUAUAGUCAAUGAAACUGUGACUACAACCUUUAAAGGGGCAGAAUAAUAAUUCAUGUUCUGCUGCUUGAUCCCCUGCGCCUGCCAAUGGCGCCCAUUCCCCCGCUUCCUUCGGGAGCACCAACAUGCAGGGAAUACUCCGUCAGCCAUCACUGCUGCAACAGGGGAUUGGGCAGGGAGUAUGUGCUUUUAUUUGUUUUUUAGCAGCCUGAUCCCUUUUACAUUUUUCUUUCCCUGGAAUUCCCCUUUAAAGUCAAUGUGCGCCAUUAAAACCAUUUUAUACCACUGUAC